AUGGAGGAAAUUCUUAAUGUCAGAUGUUUAAUGUUUCUUAUCAAAAAAGCAACACGAUGUGAAACAGAAGCAGGAAAAUAUUCAGAAAUCACCAAAAUAUUUCGAAGCUUUCGCAAUUAUUUUGUAAAAAAUUCAUCUUCUCAAAACUAUCUAUUUCGAAAUUCAAAGCUUUAUGAAAACAGCAAGAAAGCAUUUGACACGAGGAUGGGCUUAGAACUUAUGGCAUGA
This is a messenger RNA of Clunio marinus, 228 nucleotides long. NCBI's taxonomy places the organism in Eukaryota, Metazoa, Arthropoda, Insecta, Diptera, Chironomidae. The record is from the annotation of a GenBank genome assembly.